CGUACAUGACACACAGAAAAAAACAAAACCUCAUAAUCAGGCACGAGCAAGCACGAGCACGCCCUCAUUACCUUGAUCGUGUCUCCCGCAGCCAGGCCCUGCACGGGCGCAAUGACACGCGGCGGCGGCGAGCGAUCUCCCCCCGCGUGGGACGCGGCUGCUGACAACGAGCCUAAGAAGAAGAAGCAGAAGGUCAAGGUCACCAAGGAGGGCAAGCGCCAGCUGCUCCUGGAGGAGGCGAAGAUGGUGGCUCCUGACGCCAUUGUCAAGGAUGGCCGCUUCCUGCCGCUGUGGAUCAAGACGAAGGUCCUGACGAAAGUGUGCUGGCUGAGCCAGUCAUACGCGCUUAUCUGCGGCAGCGCAGGCAUCAAGUGGAGCGACUUCAGCCACGCUUUCCGCGAGAAGGGAAGCAAGGGCGCGGGCCGGUACGACGUCUACGCGCUGCUGCGCGGCUGGUUGAAUGCCGUGAUUAUGGAGGCGACUGACAACAAGGACCUCGGCCUUGAGUUCAUUCACAUGGACCCCAAUGAGCCGGUGGCUAGUGCCGUCUGGGCCAAGCUGGAGAGCAUGGUGGAGACUUACACGACCAACUACCAGGCCGAGAGCGUCUGGGGCGGCGACUACAAACUGGCGGCCUUCGUGGCUCCCAAGGAGAAGCAGGAGGGCAUGACGGAGGCAGAGAAGCGCCAGGUGAUGAAGGACAACGCCAACGCCCUGCAUGUGCGCUGGUGGGCGUACGUGCAGUCCAAGAACCCGCCGCUGCUGGCGCGCAUGUACAACUUCGACAACGACCCUGCACCGGGCACAACUCCGGCGCCGCGCCUGGGGGGUGCCCCUACACCAGUGACAGGAGCGCAAGAGCAGCGGCAGGGGCAGGAGCCUGUGGGACCGGCGACUGCGGCAGGCGGCAACCUGACGGCACCAGCGGCUGGCGCUGCAGCAGCUGUGACUGGCGCCGAGGCAGCUGUGACUGGUGCUGCGGCAGCUGUGACUGGUGCUGCAGCAGCUGCAACUGGUGCUGCGGCAGCUGUGACUGGCGCUGAGGCAGCUGUGACUGGUGCUGCGGCGGCUGUGACUGGUGCUGCGGCAGCUGCAACUGGCGCUGAGGCAGCUGUGACUGGUGCUGAGGCAGCUGGGCAGACUGGAAAUGAGGAGGCUGCUGGCAGGCGUCAGGGUGCCCGCCGGCGGCUGCCCGCCGUGCGCAGGACAUGAACAGGGAUGUAGGGCCAUGGCAUAAGGGAGGGUUAAGCAUCCAUGUUGCACAGACGGCUUGACAUGACCAGGGAUGCGGGGGCAAUGCACAAGGGAGGGUAGGCUUCCAGGUGGCACUGACGGCUUGACAUGACCAGGGAUGCAGGGGCAAUGCGCAAGGGAGGGUAGGCUUCCAGGUGGCACCGACGGCUUGACAUGACCAGGGAUGCAGGGGCAAUGCACAAGGGAGGGUAGGCUUUCAGGUGGCACCGACGGCUUGACAUGACCAGGGAUGCAGGGGCAAUGCACAAGGGAGGGUAGGCUUCCAGGUGGCACUGACGGCUUGACAUGACCAGGGAUGCAGGGGCAAUGCGCAAGGGAGGGUAGGCUUCCAGGUGGUACUGACGGCUUGACCUAGAGCAUGCGUCGCGGAGUGGCGAACAGGUGGUUAACACUGCUGUCUGAGGUAACAAUGCAGGUUACAUGAGUUGUAAGCGAUGACAAUGCCUUGUGACCUCUGCGCAUGGUAUGCCUUUACCAGGGGGUUACCUCGCUACAUAGUCAGGGCCUGCGGAUCGUUAGGGGGUCGUUACGGGGUGCACCCCGUAACGAUCAACUAUGAUGGUGAAGUGUAUGGUAACGACCAUUUUGCUGCCAUAGGGCAGACAUGACUAGGCGUAUUGUUGCAUGUACGUAUGGACUUGCGGUAGUGUUGCAUAAGUGUUGCAUGAGCAUCUGCACUUGUCGUGCUAUCAAGCCUUGACAGAUGGCUAGCAUGUGGAGUAGCGGUAGGACUACAUAGUUCUUACGUUAGUACUGAGGUUGGCCUUCAGCAAAGCACAAGGCUGCCAUGUAACGGGCGUCAAAGUGAUGGUUACUGGUGUGCCUUGUAGACCGUGACAAGGCUGUUACCAUGGCUGGUUAAGAUGGUAAGCAGAUCGUAGCGAGAUCGUAACGAUGCCGGAGGGGUAACGAUCUACGACCUAGGUAACAGCGAUCGUAACGAUCGUUUGGGUGCCAUAGGGCCUCUAUACGUGAUCUUCU
This is a messenger RNA of Chlamydomonas reinhardtii, 2235 nucleotides long. RefSeq lists its product as uncharacterized. NCBI's taxonomy places the organism in Eukaryota, Viridiplantae, Chlorophyta, Chlorophyceae, Chlamydomonadales, Chlamydomonadaceae. The record is from RefSeq and is a predicted model, not a curated record. The transcript is spliced from 5 exons. Bases 112 to 1212 code for a protein of 366 amino acids.